AUGAGGAGCAUCGAGCGCUUGCCUAAGGCCGUUCACAACUCUGUGCGCUCAGGGCUUGUAAUGUGUGAUUUUACAAGGGUUGUUGAGGAGUUGGUUUAUAACAGCCUCGAUGCAGGUGCUACUAAGGUUUCUGUGGCAGUUGGGGUGGGUAAAUACUAUGUCAAAGUGGAUGACAAUGGGUCUGGUAUUACACGGGAUGGAUUGUUGCUCCUGGGGGAACGAUACAUAACAUCAAAAAUGAAUGUGCCCCUGAUGGAUGCUGGUCACGAGAACCUAGACUUUCAUGGAGAAGCUCUGUGCUCAAUUUCUGACAUUUCUUUGUUAGAUAUUGUAACAAAAGCACGUGGAAAGCCAAAUGGAUAUAGAAAGAUUAUGAAGAAUUCAAAGUGUGUGUAUCUUGGGAUACAUGAUGAUAGACAGGAGGUGGGCACUACCGUCACUGUUCGUGAUAUGUUUUACAAUCAACCAGUGCGAAGGAAGCAUAUUGAAUCCAGCCCAAAGAAGGUGUUGGAUUCAAUCAAAUUGAGCAUGCUGAGAAUUGCCCUUGUUCAUGUCAAUGUUUCCUUCAAAGUUAUUGAUGUGGAAAGUGCCUUGGAUCUGCUUCAUACAAGAACUUCAUCUUCUCCACUAUCAAUUCUUUCUAGUUAUUUUGGGAUUGAGUAUUCAGCUACGUUAUACAAACUCAAUAUAUCUGAUGAUGAACUGAAGCUUACUGGGUAUAUUUCUGAUCCCCAUGAGGUGUUACUGCCAAAGGCAAUCCAGUAUGUCUGUAUCCAUAACAUCGACAUCAACUCAAGGUUUGUGUCCAAGGGACCAAUCCACACAUUAGUGAAUCAGUUGGCUGCAAAAUUUGAUUUGUUGAAUGCGUGUCAGACAACUGUUAACUCCUACAACGAGAAGCAAAAUAAGUAUAAGAUGUGCCCAAUGUUCAUUCUGAAUCUACAUUGCCCGAGAUCUUACUAUGAUAUAAUCACUCCUGGACGGACUUCAGUGGAAUUCAAGGAUUGGGAUCCUGUACUUACUUUGAUUGGGAACGGUGUCCUGCGUCUUUGGAAUGAAUACAUAUCUCCUGAUAAAGAUGCGUCUGAUACGUUUGGACGUGGAAAGAAGAGGUGCUGGAAGCAUAAGUUUAAAGCUCCUUUGUUUUUAGACUCCCCGCAGGCAAAGAAGAUCUGCAACGACUAUGAUGACAUGCUGGAUUUUGACGGGUGUGUAUAUUCAAAUGGUAAGCCUCCUAGAAAAGUUUCUGAGCUAAUUAAGAACCAGAAAGAGAUAGGUUCUCUAUGUGAAGUGGGCUACCAUAGUCGAUCACAUGGUGGAUCUCUAGUUGGUUAUGGGGUAACAGGUCGAUUACACAGUGGAUCUGUAACUGGUUACGAGACAACAACCCGUAAUGAGAUCCGUGAUGAUCCAUCACCUUGCAUUGUUUACUCUAGGUCAUAUGCAAAAUAUACAUUUGGUGAAGAUGAGGAUAGGUUAUCAUUAGAUUUGGAGAAUUCCUUGCCAGAAUUGAAUGCUGAAACAGAUAACAUACCAACGGCGACUGUGGCUGCUUCUGAUGAUCUUCAAUUUAGUGAUGGCACCAAUCUUCACCAGGAGCCAAGUAGAAAAUUUCUCAGAAGUUGCUCAUCUGGAAGAAAGUUGAAGUUCGAUAGAAAUUCACCUGUUAUGGAUGAAAGAUUUCAACUUCGAGGAGAUGACAAUAGAAUUGAAAAAUCCUGGAAUGACUGUGACGAUAGUAUGGAUGAUAAAAUUGGGGCCAAUGUGUUUGGAAUGGAUCGACAUCACGAGGAAGCAUCAGUAUUUCAAUAUGCUUCAAGGGCUCAAUUUGACAUGCAUGAAAGAGUAGAGUUUCGCACAUCAGACUCAGACAUGUCAUCUUCAGUAUUUGCAAAAAUUUCACCGAAUUCUUUUUCACUAGUCCCCAAUUGUAGUCCUAAUUGGCAGUGUUUCAGGUCUGGAUGGUCUCCUUUUACAGCUGAGGAUAAUAUUGGGAUCAGGUUUAAUGAUAAUGAUGAGUCUACUUAUGACGGUUUGAAUGAAGGCUGCCCUGAAUUAUAUUGCACUCAGGGAGAAGGUGAAGAUUUCAAUUAUAACAAUUCAAUUUCAAGAUUCCCUCGGUCUCAGCUGAACUGCUCCUUUGUAGACAUGUCCCCUGAUAGAAAGAGUGAAAAUAAUGAGUUUCAUUGGGGAAAUUUCGAUUAUAUGUUCUCUCCAAAGUCUUUCAAAAAUUUCCGUAAAAGAGAUUGGUCACUGUUAUCUCCCUGUGGUCAACAAAGUCCCAGAAAUCACCUAGUGCCAUCAUCAUAUAACCCAUCACCAAUGGUAAAUGAACGUGAAAAACCAAAUCUUGGGAAUCAAAAGACGCACUCUAAUGGCAGGAAAAUAUUCAUUAGAAGCCACUCAGCCCCACCAUGUCACAAAAGGAAGAAGAGAUAUAUUGAUUUGACUUGUACUUCCUCCAUGUUGUCCACAAAGAGCAAUUUCCAGAACAUCCCUAGAACACUUGAGUCGACAACGUUUCUCCAGGAUCUUAGGGACUCUUGUCGAGAACUCCAUUCCGAAGCUGAGAAUUUGAAAAUUUCUCAAAUUCCAUUUGACCAAUAUUACGCGUCUCUAAUGGAAAGGCCAUCCAAAGAUCUCCCAAUUGAUGAAAGAAAAAUUCUGAAAAUGGCACCUGAAGUCGUUGAAAAUGGUGGACCACAAAAUAUGGGGUUGUCUGUCAGAGUGGGGUCUGUGGAAUGUCUUGAUACGAUUGAAAUUCCGGAUUCCCAGAAGGCUCUGUGCAAAUGGCGAAAUCAAUUUUUACCAUAUGCAGGCGGUAGCAGAUCAGAUGAUACAAAUGACGAAGACAAUAUCCUUGACAUCACCUCAGACACCAUGCAUCUUUCUGGUGAUACCUUGAUUCCUAAGUCCAUUGACAGGACGUUACUUGAGGAUGCAAAAGUUCUCAAUCAGGUUGACAAGAAAUUCAUAGCAAUUGUGGCCGGAAAGAACCUUGCUAUAAUCGACCAGCAUGCUGCUGAUGAAAGAAUUAGAUUGGAAGCUUUGCGUCUCAAGGUGUUGUCGGGUGAAAUGAAGACAAUCACGUAUCUGGAUGCUGAGCAGCAAAUGGCUUUGCCUGAAUUUGGCUAUCAGUUACUGCAAAAUUAUGCUGCCCAGAUUCAGGCUUGGGGUUGGAUGUGCAAUAUUCAUUCCCAGGAUGCAAGUUCCUUCUCAAAACAUUUGGAUUUUCUACACAAGCAGCAAACUGUAGUAAAACUUCUUGCGGUACCUCGAAUUCUGGAUGUUGAUUUAACUGAUGCCGAUCUCCUAGAAUUUCUCCAACAGCUUGUUGAUACAGAUGGAUCAUCAACCAUGCCUCCAUCUGUUCAUCGUGUCCUUAAUAACAAAGCAUGCAGGGGGGCGAUUAUGUUUGGUGACUCAUUGCUGCCGUCAGAAUGUUCUCUCCUUGUUGAUGAGCUGAAACGGACUUCACUUUGUUUCCAGUGUGCUCACGGGCGACCGACAACCGUUCCUCUUGUCAACCUUGAUCUCUUACAUGAUAGGAUUGCCAAUCUUUGUUCAGCUCAGUCGUGGCAUGGAUUAAGCCGGCAUAAACCCAGUUUAGAGCGUAUUGCACAGCGUCUAAGUCGUUGUACCUUCUACGCAUCUUCCCCGAGGCAUUCCAUUGCCGACACCGUCGUCUGCGCUGCAAUUAUACUUUGUAACUCCGAAUGCUUCACCGCGGCCGGCCCCAUCCCCUCGAAGCAAGACAAUUCCACCAGAGACACCGCCGCCAUUUCUAAUCUCCAUUGUGGAGGCGAACGACGAACGUUGACGGAGCUCGGGUUGUGA
This is a messenger RNA of Striga hermonthica, 3837 nucleotides long. Lineage: Eukaryota; Viridiplantae; Streptophyta; Magnoliopsida; Lamiales; Orobanchaceae. The record is from the annotation of a GenBank genome assembly.